Molecule: messenger RNA, 6580 nt
Organism: Candoia aspera
Lineage: Eukaryota; Metazoa; Chordata; Lepidosauria; Squamata; Candoiidae
Gene: QSOX1
Product: quiescin sulfhydryl oxidase 1
Exons: 12
Coding region: 92-2407 (771 amino acids)
Biological process (GO): protein folding
Cellular component (GO): Golgi membrane
Molecular function (GO): flavin-dependent sulfhydryl oxidase activity; protein disulfide isomerase activity
Source: RefSeq, a predicted model, not a curated record
GCGCGAGGCCGAGUGACUUUUCAGCCCGGCACGGAGCAUCGGGCGCAUUUCUCCUCGUAGGUUCCCAGUGGCCGGUGACGCGCUAAUCGUGAUGGCGAGGCGGCCCUCUGGAGCCGGGCCGCAGCAUCUAAUGCCGUCCGCUUGCAUCGUCCGUGUGGCCGCCUUGUUGCUGUUGGUGCCGGUGCCUGGGGCGCAGAGCGUCGGCCUCUACUCGCCUGGUGACCCGCUGGUGCUGCUGUCGGCGGAUACGUUGGAACGGCAGAUCUUCAAUUCCACUAGCGCGUGGGUGGUCGAGUUUUACGCCUCCUGGUGCGGCCACUGCAAAGCCUUUGCCCCCAUUUGGAAGGCGUUGGCCAACGACGUGAAGGACUGGAGACCUGCUGUGAUGCUGGGAGCGAUAGAUUGUGCUGAUUUUUCCAAUAGGAACAUCUGUUAUAAGUUUGGAAUAAACAGCUACCCUACUUUAAAGUUUUUCAAGACAUUCUCCAAGAAUCCUGAGGAUGGCAUACAAUUCAGCAAUCAUGGAAAAACCAUUCAGGCCCUAAGAGAGACCAUAAUCACCUUAGUGGAGCGUCAUGAAGCCAUAUGGCCUUCUGCCAGCCCACCUUUGCAGCCAACAAGUGUGAAAGAACUUCGUGAUUUCUUUCUGGUAAACAAUGUGACUUAUUUGGCCCUGAUAUUUGAAAAGGACGACUCCUUUCUGAGCAGAGAGGUAGCAUUGGAUAUGCUUCAGUUUGAGAAUAUUGCAGUAAGGCAAGUCCUGCAGAGCAACGAAGAACUAGUGAGGCGGUUCAACAUCACUACCUUCCCAUCUGGCCUCCUCGUGAUCAACAAUGGUUCUUGCAGGAGCAUCCCUGGGCAUGCUGAUUGGAGAUCCAACUAUACUAAAUUCCUGCAGAGCUUACCUCAGGUCUUUAGAGGAAAUGUUUUCAUACCAACAGUGCUACCUUCUGCACAGCCAACAACUGCCCUUGCGCUUUGGAAGGUGGCAGACAAGAGAAAGGUAUACAUGGCUGAUUUAGAAUCUGCAGUGCUUUACACCCUAAGGAUAGAGUCGACAGUAUUCCCCUACCUUAGGGGAAAGCGACUCUCUGCUUUGAAGGACUAUGUGUCUGUUUUGGUCAAGUAUUUUGCUGGGCGGUUGGUAGUCAAGAAUUACCUUAGCAUCCUGAAUUUGUGGCUGAGUUCAAGGAGAAGCGUUUUGCAGACAGAAUGGGUGGAAGCUCUAAGGAAUAAAAAGGAGUUUCCAAAUGCCACAUUACCUGAGAGACCUCUCUGGGUAGGAUGUCAAGGAAGCAAACCUCAUUUCCGAGGCUUUCCAUGUGGACUCUGGACUCUCUUCCAUCACCUGACUGUGCAGGCAGCAGGGCAAAACCAGCCUGGUACACCUGAAGUCCUUCCUACAAUGAGAAAAUACGUCCGCUAUUUCUUUGGCUGCAGGAUGUGUGCAGAACACUUCGAAAGCAUGGCAGCUGAAUCUAUGCAUGAAGUGCAGAAUAGAGAUCAGGCUAUCCUGUGGCUUUGGUCAAGACAUAACAAAGUCAAUGCUCGCUUGGCAGAUUCACCAAAUGAAGAUCCCAAAUUUCCCAAGAUCCAGUGGCCUUCCAAAGACUUGUGUCCAUCAUGCCAGUAUGCACAAAGUGAAAGGUCUUUGCAGGAUGAAGAAAAGCCUAUGUGGAAUGAGGAUGCUGUCCUGCUGUUUUUCAAAAAGCAUUUUUCUGAAAAUCAUAUUAUCAUGGAAUAUUUCACGGAGCAGAGAACAAGGAAUGGUCGAAGUAUUGCUCAGCAAAACUAUGAAGCUGAGUGGGAGCUAGAAGGGGAAAGAAGAGGAGAAGAGAAUGGCCAAGGCAAUCAAAAGGAACUAGAGGAAGACAAGAAGACAGAGCAGCCAGAGACUGGGAAAGUGGAAGAAAGGAAAUAUGGUUUGGGAAAACCUGGUUCUCCAGAGCUGCCUAAACCAAGUAUUGUCAAGAUGAACACAAAGGCAAAAGAAAUGGUGGAAGAUAUUGUUGAUCUUGAUACAUUUAGUGAGCAGCAUUUUAAGAGCAAAGCCUUGAGGAUGGCAAGACAGAUUAGCAUCAGACAGAGGCGGAGUAAGAGGGACACUGGGCUGUUCCUAAUAGAGAAUGAGGGCCGCCACUCACUUGAUUCUAUCAGAGAGUCCCUGAAGCAUAAGAACUUGGGAUCCCAGUGGUUCUCUGGCAUACAAGUGGAAGAGGUCAAAAAGGAGAAUACUUUGAGGGAAAACCAGUGGAUCCACUUCCUGGGAAUGGGUUUCUCCCAGUUGGAUGUCAGCUUGUGUAUUCUCUUGUACUUGCUUUCUUCUGUGUGCCUGUUGGGCAUGUACAUCUUCUUCCGCAUGCGCAUGAGUUACCGCAAGGGCCGGUCAGGCUACCCAUUGACCUGAAAUUGAAGCAGAGGUGCAGCAGCCAGUGGGUAAAGGAGGGGUGUGUGCAUAUCAGCUUGUUGUGGUGAUCUCUCUCUAAACUAACAAUUCCUAUCCUGAAUAUACAGAGCUACAAAAAUACGCAGAUGAUAAUGUCAAUUGUGAAGGGUGCAGACUGGUAGAGUAUGCAGUUGAACCUCCUAAAAUGCGUGGAAAUUGCUACUUCUAUGUAUGAAAGAAUACCUGGUGAAAGGACAGGCCUGUUUUGUCACAGUUGCUACAUCAUUUGUAUAUAUUUGUGAUUCUGUACCAGAAUAAAAUAGUUGAGAUUAGUGCCAAAAGGGGAGUGGGUUCAUAUUUCAGAGGACAUGGUGACAGGCUGAUUGUCUGAGGAAUCAGGGGGCUCUUAAAUAUUUUGGCUUUUGGGUGGGGAGGAAGGAUUAGUUAGCUGAAAGGAUCUCAUUAGAUAAAUGUAGAAGAUCCUCUUUUUAACAAUCAAUGUAACAGAACUACCUUUCUUUAAAAGCAUGGCUAGUUUAAGACCAGCAACAAAGUGGCAGUUCUGAAAUCUUUGUGCCUUGUGUUUUGAGAUAUGUCUGAGCCCUGUAACAUUGUGAAGAAACCUUAUGGUCUAGGUAUAGAACCACAGUCUAAAAUCCUGAGCAGGAAGAUGUCUUGAUCAGUUUUAAUCUAUUUUCAAAAGUUUCUGCACCACUAUGAAAUUACCUUCAGUAAAGCCACCUAUAUGGUAUUGUUUGCAGCUGGUGGUAAUCAAACAAACAAAAAAGAAUUAUGUUCUCCCAUUCACACCCAUCUAAGAUACAAAUUGCAUAGGCAGAGGAGUUUGUUCACCCUCCUCCGUGACUUCUUGUGAACAUACUUGGUGCUUUUGCUUGUAUUUUGCAUGCAGCACAGCCUCUUCCCUUGAUGAGAAGACAGAAGGCAAAACAACCCUUAAGGUUUUUGAACUUGAACUCAUGGUAUAAAGAAUUAAAAGCAGUUGGCAACAAGUUCAGGUCAAGGCUGUGCAGUGGGAUAGAUAGAUCAGAGUAAGUCAAAACCUUCUAACCAGGGCAGCAGUUUUUACUAGCUGCUAUCUUUGUUUCAGUCCUUUCACUGUGUCCUUUCUCUUUCUCUCUUUAGUUCCAGCCUUUUUCUUCCUAGCUAUCCUGAUAGCUUCAGCUUUGAUGUCAUUCCCCUUUUUCCAUCCAACUCUAUGGACUUAUAUCUACCCAAGUUUUCUAGUCAGGUUACUUAUAUCUUCAUAUUUUACUUAUUAGGAGAGAAGAAGUGAGGGCAAGGAUAUAUUUUUAGGAGUGAGAAGUGCAGCUAUCUCUUCCUGAGCCAUAAGUUGAUGAUUUCUUAAAUUAUUAGAAUUAUCCCAGUUGGGGCACAUGCAUUCAACUGGAAAGAGUUCUGGGGGUAAGUUGAUCAGGACCUCUAAGGAUCCUUUGGCUACUAGUUUGGUCCAUACAGUUGUUGAUGAUUACUUUCCAGUUGUUCUUGAGCUAACUCAGUGGGGAAGGAAAUAGCAUGGUCUUGUUUAAAAAGAAGUUAUUGACAGUAAGUAAGAUAAAGAGCUAGUCAAGCAAGCUUUCUUCACUGGGGAAGAAAGGUAAGAAUUUAUAGGGUAGAAAGACAAAUAAUGAUGAUGGGCCUAGCUGCCUAAUAAGACAUUGCAAACCCCUGUUCAUUGCAGUUACUUGGUGGCUGUUACCCUAGGAGGAAAGUGGCUGACAUGUGGAAAAAUGGGACAAUAUAUAGCAUAAUCAGAUAUUAUUGGAAGUGCAUUCCUCAGAAAUUGACAUUUUUUUCCACAGUGCUUCUUUUAUCUUGUUUUCUUCUCCAGUUGUCUUUGCAAGUGAAUGCUCAUUUUUAUGCAAGUACCUUCCAUAAUGUUAUCCAGUGCAACUGAGCUAAUAUGAGUAAUGACUUCAAGAGUUUGCGAUUCAAACUUCAUGUAUCUCCAGAACUUUCCUGGUAGUCAGACAUGUGCCCUCAAAUUCAAUCUUCCAGCUGAUAGAUACGUAGAUAGAUAUUUUUUUCACAAAAUUGGUACAGAUUACUGUGUGAUGAGUCUUUAAAAUCUACAUUAAAAUAGGUAUUGAUAUUAAUCUCAGAAUAUCUAUUUUUCUAGGUAACCUUAUUAGAAAAUAAGGAGGAAUAGACCUUCAAAUAUAGUUCCUCUUUUGGCCUUUGAGAAAUGCUAGCAGUUUUAUUCAGCUUUAUUUUCAGCCCCUGCUUUGGUAUGUUAAAAUAAACAAGUCUAGAAAGUAGUAUCCUGACAAAACAUCUGAAGGGAAUUAAUCACUAGCAUUCCUCCAUUUGUCACAUUUUCCCAGUGUUUUUCAACCUCAGCAACUUUAACCUUCGUGGACUUUAACUCCCAGAAUUCCCCAUCCAGCAUGCUGAGAUUGAAAAACACUGGUCCAGACUAAAUUUGAUUAGACUGUAGGAUUCCAAAUGAUAUGAACUUUCUGAAAACACUUAAUGCCAUAGAAUACUUAGGCUUUCUGAAAGGCUUCCCUUGGGACAAUGGCCUUUCUAACAGUUAUUUGCCAUUUGAACAUGUGUCUGAGGUAAUAGUAUGGUUAAAAUAGAGUAAUGAAAGUUCAGUAAAAUUACUAAAUUUAAAUUUUAAGGUCUGCGGGUCAAGGACCUAACCAAACGUUUAGUAUGCAUCAUAUUUGCACUAAAUGAGAAAUACUAGACUUUCACAGGUAGCAUAUAAUUCAGGCCUACCUGGUUCCAUGUUGUACAAAAAAAUAAUUUCUGAGAGUUUUGAAAUGCAGCUUUUUAAUAUAACAAGAGAUUUCUUUAAUUGUAAACUGGCCUUGCAUUCUCUUAUGGUUGCCUAUCAGUGACAGUAAGCAUCAAGAUUAUAUUUUGUUUGUUAAAGGUUGUGGGGGGGGGUCAAGGUAGGAUGCAUUCGAGAUUUUCUUUCAGAUGAUGUAGAUGUAUCUUUGUACAUAGGCUCUGUGAUAAAAACAAUGCUACAACUUCCUUGUUUCCUUAGUUAACAUAAUUGUAGUUUCACCUAUUAAUUUAUUUAAGGGCUGGUAGGUUUGAAUGACUAUUCUAAAAACCUGUUAGUUCUUCUUGAGUAUUGUGUUAGAGAUUAGCUUUCAGUGUGCUAUUUAGCCAGAUUUUUAAUAGCUAGGGUGGGAAUUCUACUCUCAUGGAACAUACUCUAUUCUCAGAAAAAGUGGUUUGCCUCACAAAUUGUUUUCACAGUUGCUCAAGUCCUAGUACCAUCUAGUAGUAACUGUACAUGUUGAGAGUAUGUGUGCUUGGUCAAGGGUAGGGAGUUAAAUUAUCUACAAAAUGCAAAGAAUUAAUAAAGGUAAUAAAAGUAUUUUUAAUGGCUCCUACUUACUACUUCUUUUCCCCUUAUGAGUAAGAUUGAGAGCAGUUCUCCUCUACUCAUAUAUGGUGAUGAAGACUACUAGAGGCCAGAAUGUAUUGUAGUGAUCAAAUCUGUCCUGUGAACUGUCACUUGACUAUCCUAUAGUGACAAUAAUGAUGUCUUCUUCAUGCCUUACAGUGUGAAAUAAAGAUGAAGAUCAAGACUAAAAACUAAAAUCAUGGAGUAGGCCUGUAAGAUUAAAUGGUUUAUCCUUGUCCCUCUUGAUCAGAUUAAUCUCCAAUUCCAUUAAACUAAUAAAAGGGAACAUAAUGUUGGAUAAGGCUUUCUGGUAACAUUCUGCUUCAUAACAAAUGUGUUGAGGCUGGGGGGUAGUGGGGAAUCACCAAGCCAAGUGCUCCAUGUAUUUGGGCCACAGACUGACUGGGGAAUAAAUGAGUAGGUGUUAUGUGCAUGGUAUACACUGAAGUUGCUCAUUAUGUGAUCUCCACAAGUAUGCCUUGUGUUUCCCAGAAUUUCUGUGGCAGUCUACCUCAAAGGUCAUUGCAGAGAGAAACUGUCCUAGCCAUCUUCUCAUACAACUUGUCUGCUACUCCUUUUCCCCUGCUGGUUGCCUUAUAAUGGGUCACUGAAGGAGCCACUUUAAAACAGGAAAGGGGACUUUUUUUGGUUAGCUUUCACUUCUUUAGAGCCAUGUGAGGUUGAUUUACUGCCUUUUCUUUGUAUUCUUCCAUGCUGCAUAGAAAUGGUCCAAGAAGCAUCUGUUUUCCCAAAUUAUUUGACCUGGUGGAAUAAAUUUAUUUUUGCUAAUAAAUAAGUUUGUGUGCGUA